This is a messenger RNA of Lottia gigantea (owl limpet), 834 nucleotides long. RefSeq lists its product as hypothetical. The record is from RefSeq and is a predicted model, not a curated record. Gene Ontology annotation, cellular component: extracellular region. The transcript is spliced from 3 exons. The coding region runs from base 10 to 660 and encodes 216 amino acids. NCBI's taxonomy places the organism in Eukaryota, Metazoa, Mollusca, Gastropoda, Lottiidae. Gene Ontology annotation, molecular function: chitin binding.
AAGAAGAAGAUGGAUUCAGUACGACUCCUUGCUUCACUCCUCUUUGGUUUUACUUUUAUUGUAGCUGUCAAUUCAGAAUGUGUAUUCAAUACUUGUCCAUCGAUAGCAUUUGGUAUGUUUGCUCAUUGUGGAGACUGUUCCAAGUUUGUGAUGUGUAUCGGUAAGCGGCUUGUACCGAUUGAUUGUCCAGCUGGAUUGGUUUUCGAUUCUUCAAUAAAUGUGUGUAAUUAUCAAAGCCAAGCAAAUUGCAUACCUACGUCAGCUACCAGCCCUACGUCAGCUACCAGCCCUACGUCAGCUACAAGUGCUACGUCAGCUACCAGUGCUACGUCAGCUACAAGUGCUACGUCAGCUACCAGUGCUACGUCAGCUACAAGUGCUACGUCAGCUACCAGUGCAACAUCAGCUACCAGUGCAACGUCAGCUACCAGUGCUACGUCAGCUACCAGUGCUACGUCAGCUACCAGUGCAACGUCACCAUCCCCAUGCAUCAACUCGUGUGUACAGAGAGCGGACGGUGACUAUCAAUCCUGUAAUAGCUGUACAACAUACGUCACUUGUGUAGGUCAAACUAUGAUCUCAAACAGACCGUGUCCUCCCGGAACCUUCUGGGAUGACAAUUCUAAACAAUGCUCUAUGACAACCACAACUUGUAAGUAAAAUUGAAGGUUAAAAUGGAGGGUAAAAUUAAAAAGUAGUAUUUAUUAUGAAUUAAAAAACUAUUGUAAAGUAGUUAAGGUACUAAAAUGCAUUGAUAUAUUUUGUAAAUAAAAUUAUACUUCUUAUUACACAAUGUUUUCUUUUCUGAAUUGAAAUAAAAUAUUAAUAACCAUA